Rhineura floridana is the source of this 2920-nucleotide messenger RNA. It is a transcript of the gene RASGEF1A, whose product is annotated as RasGEF domain family member 1A. Gene Ontology annotation, molecular function: guanyl-nucleotide exchange factor activity. The transcript is spliced from 13 exons. Bases 239 to 1666 code for a protein of 475 amino acids. Lineage: Eukaryota; Metazoa; Chordata; Lepidosauria; Squamata; Rhineuridae. The record is from RefSeq and is a predicted model, not a curated record. Gene Ontology annotation, cellular component: plasma membrane. Gene Ontology annotation, biological process: positive regulation of GTPase activity; Ras protein signal transduction.
UUAAUGACUCCAGAUCCAGUGAGCACAUACCAGCAAGAAAAGCCAUUCAGCUCCCUAGCUUGGCUCAAAGCUUGCUGCUUGCCUGCUCCUUUGUAAAAAAAACAAACAAGUACCUGAAGUUAGCAGCAGGUUGAAAGACGGACUGUGGGAUAACUUCAUCAGUUGAGCACAGGCAGGUGAUUCCAGACAGAAUUGUAAGACAGAUAUUUGCCAUGAGGAGGUAACCUGAAAGGAAACUAUGCCCCAGACGCCAGUGUUUUCCAGUAUGCUUGGUUCCGGAUGUAGUGGGCAGGUACAACCAGAUACGGGAGAGAGGAGCGGAGAUCCUGUUUAUCAAGAUGGGAGUCUAGUCUCUGGAUCACUGGAGACCCUGAUUGAGCGCCUAGUGCCCACCACAGACUAUUAUCCAGAUAGGACGUAUAUCUUCACCUUCCUACUGAGUUCUCGAGUCUUCAUUCACCCCCAUGAACUCCUGGCUAAAGUGGGGCAAAUCUGCCUUAAACAGAAGCAGCAACUGGAGACUGGAGUUGAGGCAGACAAGGCAAAACUUAAGUCCUUUGCUGCCAAGAUCAUUCAGCUCCUGAAAGAAUGGACUGAAACAUUCCCCUAUGACUUCCAGGAUGAGAAAUCUAUGAAAGAGCUAAAGGAAAUUGCUCACAGAAUCACCCAGUGUGAUGAGGAAAAUGGAACUGUGAAGAAGAUCAUUAGUCAGAUGACACAGAAUCUACUGAUGACCCUUGCUGCACGCAAUCAGUACCAGGAGAUCCGAGAGAAGUUCCGCCAACCCGUGACAGACAAAGGCACAAUCCUUAAAACGAAGCCUCAGUCAUCACAGAAAGACAUACUGAGUGUAUGCUGUGACCCAUCGGUCCUUGCGCAGCAACUAACGCACAUUGAACUGGAGAGAGUGAGCAACAUUUACCCUGAGGACCUCAUGCAAAUAGUCAGUCACAUGGAUUCCCUGGAUAAUCACAAGUGCCGAGGUGACGUUACUAAGACUUACACUCUGGAGGCCUACGACAACUGGUUUAAUUGCCUCAGCAUGUUGGUGGCAACAGAGAUUUGUAAGGUUGUGAAGAAAAAGCAGCGAACGAGAAUAGUGGAAUUUUUUAUUGAUGUGGCAAGAGAGUGCUUCAACAUUGGAAACUUUAAUUCCAUGAUGGCCAUUAUAUCGGGCAUGAACUUGAGUCCUGUUGCCCGGCUGAAGAAAACUUGGUCCAAAGUCAAAACAGCCAAAUUUGAUGUUUUGGAGCAUCACAUGGACCCGUCCAGCAACUUUUGUAAUUAUCGAACAGCCCUUCAAGGAGCAGCACAGAGAUCUCACACAGCACACAGCAGCCGGGAGAAAAUAGUCAUCCCUGUUUUCAACCUCUUCAUUAAAGAUAUCUACUUUCUGCACAAAAUACACACCAACCACUUGCCCAAUGGACAGAUAAACUUCAAGAAGUUCUGGGAAAUUUCAAGGCAAAUCCAUGACUUCAUCACAUGGAAGCAGGUGGAGUGUCCUUUUGAGAAGGACAAGAAAAUUCAGAGUUAUUUGCUCACAGCACCUAUUUAUAGUGAAGAAGCUUUGUUUAUUGCAUCAUUUGAAAGUGAAGGUCCAGAAAAUCAUAUGGAGAAAGACAGCUGGAAGACACUCAGGACAACUCUGCUCAACAGAGCCUGAAAUUUUGGACUUUUGCCCUGGAUUCUAAAGCACACACUAAAAAAAAAUUGUUUUUAAAUCCUGAACGAUGUGAUUUGGGAAAGGAAGGCCUCACUGGUUGGGGUCUGUUUUGUAUAUACAAUACCUUUUAUGAAUUACAGAAGAAAAAUGUGCUAAAUAUUUCACAUCAACCUUAAGGCACUUAAAAAUGAAGGAUUUUGUUUUUUAACUAUAUAUAAAAAAAUCAAGGGCAGGGCCCUGUUCUCAGAGAUGAAAUGGAUUGUGGGGGACGGACUCCAUGGUGAUGUCUUAUUGUAAUGACAUCCAGAUCUUUAUUUUCAUGUUUGGUUUCUUCCUAAUACACACACAAUCUCAGAUGGACUCAAUGCAUUACAGGUUUGGUGCUCCACUCUGCCUUGAUCAACCUAACACUUCCUGGAAAUAAAUGUCGUGAUGUGGGGCUGAUGCAUUUGAAAUCAGCAAGGCUUCCACAGACCCAGAAAGAUACAGGAGCAUUUCCCAGGACAGGCACAGGGUGACUAAUGACAGUAAAGCACAGUACCCUUGUCAAACAAACUGUAACCCCGUUUGGGUCAUUGAUAUUCUGAAGAGCUUGCUUCUCCUGAUCCGUUACAGAAAAGAAGAGGGCAAAACCAGCUUCUUAGCCACACCUCGCCAUCCCCUUGUUACAUCUAAUGAAGCAGGUCCUCACCUAGGAAAUCUCAUGCCACAAGAACAUUAUUAGCCUUCUAGGUGCCACAGCUUCCUUUUUUUCUAUUUUACACUGCUAGUCUUCUGGAAUUUAUCCUCAUUGUUCUGAGUAUCCCACUUUUUCUUUUUGCUGUUUUCUUGCCUCAUUUACUUUGUGGAGCACAACAGAAAUUGUGCUCUUGGGGCCGGUGCGUAGUGUCAACAGAAUCAAGUGGUAAAGCUUUGCCUGGAGUGUAUCACUAGAGACAGAGGGGGUGGUGUUGCUUGCAUGUUUGAAUGUCCACAAAAGGGGGGGAAAUACCAUGGAGAAGAUUUUUCUCCUUAAUAUGCCAGUUUUCGACAUACAGUGCCUUGGAUCAUAAGAUAAGUUAACUUAAGGAAGUUCAUGGAAGUAGUUUUCCAUCCCUUCCUCCCCCUGCCUCUUUGGUGGUUAAGGGCUCACUCCUGAACAAUAUUGGAUGGGGAAUAGCAGGUUGCUGUGGAGAAGGGAAAUCACCCCAAAUCAGACUUGGGGCCUAAGGUAAGUUUAGUUAAGGAAGUGCAUAGAAUAAAAGCUUCCCAUUC